UGAUUCAGUUCUUUGUCAAAUUAUCAGUUUGGCGAGUAGUUCUACUGGGCUUUCAACACUUUGUGGAAUAUUGUUUGAUUGAAUAGGGAUCGAUGAAGGGUUUACUUGCUGUAAUUACAGGCAUCGUGCUUGCAUCAUGCUUGAUACAAAAAGGAAGUUGUGAUGUCAGGGCUUGCUGCAUUUAUCCUGGUUUCAAACCAGACCCGGAGAGUUGUUGCAGAUAUAAAAUUUGCGAUAACUGUGUCGAGAAAACUUUCUCCUGUCCAAAUGGACUUCAUUGGAAUGACAGAACGAAGGCCUGCGAUUGGCCUGAAAAUGCAAACUGUGGCGGGGCUGUAGUUACCCCUCCCCCCUUCACAACAACAUUAUCGACAACCGAACCAUCAACCACAACAGCAUCAACAACAGAAUCAUCAACAGCAGAACCAUCGACAACAACACCACCGAUAACAGAACCAUCAACUACAACGCAAUCAACAACAGAACCAUCAACCACAACACCAUCAACAACAGAACCAUCAACCACAACACCAUCAACAACAGAACCAUCAACCACAACACCACCAACGGAACCAUCAACCACAACACCAUCAACACCGGAACCAUCAACAACAACACUAUCAACAACAGAACCAUCAACCACAACACCAUCAACACCGGAACCAUCAACAACAACACUAUCAACAACAGAACCAUCAACCACAACACCACCAACGGAACCAUCAACCACAACACCAUCAACACCUGAACCAUCAACAACAACACUAUCAACACCUGAACCAUCAACAACAACACCAUCAACACCGGAACCAUCAACUACAACAUCACCAACGGAACCAUCAACCACAACAUCACCAACGGAACCAUCAACCACAACACCAUCAACAACGGAACCAUCACCAACAACACCGUCAACAACAGAACCAUCAACUACAACAUCACCAACGGAACCAUCAACCACAACAUCACCAACGGAACCAUCAACCACGACACCAUCAACGGAACCAUCAAUAACAUCAACAACCGAGUCCGGAAAUUGCUGUCCGGGACCUUGUUGUGAAUGUGAUGAAGGACAAUAUACAAGCGGCUCCGAAUGUUGCAAAUUUAAGGUAUGUGUUGCUGGAAAGUACGUUGAAAUGAAGUGUCCUGGAGGACUCCAUUGGAAUGACAAAACUAAGGCUUGUGAUUGGCCAAGCAGUGCAUGUUGUGGAGAAGAGGAUUGCGUUGCUACAAAUGCAACACAAUCAGAGACAGAUUCUACAAUACAACCAAUGACCCAUUCAACUGCAUCAUCAAUAAAAGAACCAUCAACAGCAGAUUCAGCGGCAGGAUCAACAGCAGAUUCAGCGGCAGGAUCAACACCAGAUUCAGCGUCAGGAUCAACAGCAGAUUCAGCGGCAGCAUCAACAGCAGAUUCAGCGGCAGCAUCAACAGCAGAUUCAGCGGCAGGAUCAACAGCAGAUUCAGCGGCAGCAUCAACACCAGAUUCAGCGACAGGAUCAACACAAAAUUCAGCGGCAGCAUCCACACCAGAUUCAGCGGCAGGAUCAACAGCAGAAUCAGGAAUAGAUUCAACAGGCGAAGCAACAGCAAAAUCAACAACAGGAUCGGGGGCAGAAUCAUCAAAGGAGCCAACACAACCAUCAACAAAAGUAGAACCCACAACAGGAUCAGCAACCCCAUCAACAACGGAAUCAAUAAUCGAGCUCUCAACACCUCAAAAAGUACCAACAAACAAACCAGGAAUCUGCAAUUCCGGAAGCAAUUGCGAGUGUGAUCAAGGUCAAUAUACAAAUGGCACUGAAUGCUGCAAAUAUAAGGUCUGCGUCGCAGGAAAGUAUGUUGAAAGAAAAUGUCCCGAAGGACUCCAUUGGAAUAAUAAAGUAAAAGCCUGCGUCUGGCCGCAGGUUGCAUUCUGUGAUGAAGAAGGCGGUCUUCAGCCAACUACGGAAUCAUCACUGCUAGCGCUAGCGUCAAUUUUAGGAAUAACUCCAAAGAUAAAACCCAAAAGUUGCUCUCCAGGUCAACUUACAUCCGGUACUGAGUGUAGCCAGUACAAGGUCUGCAUAAGUGGAAGGUAUGUUGAAAGAAAGUGUUCCCAAGGACUUCACUGGAAUGACAAAGCGAAAGUUUGCGAUUGGCCUUGGACUGCAGGAUGUAUGAGUGAAACAUGGGAUUUGAGCAAGUGAAGAGUGACGUUAUUAUUAUCCAUCAGAAGAAUUUAGUUUGGGCCAUGAUCUACUAUUAUAUCUAAAGUUAUAAAAGUAGAUGUUAACUUAUUGCAAAUAUACUAAUGAGCCUCAGCAU
Molecule: messenger RNA, 2307 nt
Organism: Hermetia illucens (black soldier fly)
Lineage: Eukaryota; Metazoa; Arthropoda; Insecta; Diptera; Stratiomyidae
Product: mucin-2-like
Exons: 2
Coding region: 93-2189 (698 amino acids)
Cellular component (GO): extracellular region
Molecular function (GO): chitin binding
Source: RefSeq, a predicted model, not a curated record